Messenger RNA from Procambarus clarkii (red swamp crayfish), 3565 nucleotides. RefSeq lists its product as uncharacterized. NCBI's taxonomy places the organism in Eukaryota, Metazoa, Arthropoda, Malacostraca, Decapoda, Cambaridae. The record is from RefSeq and is a predicted model, not a curated record.
UCCACCCAUCAAUGUAAACAAAACUUUAGCGACUGGCCACGAGUGUGAUUUUUGUCCGGCCACCAGCGUGACAGUUGUCUGGUCACCAGCGUGACAGUUGUCUGGUCACCAGCGUGACAGUUGUCUGGUCACCAGCGUGACAGUUGUCCGGCCACCAGCGUGACAGUUGUCUGGUCACCAGCGUGACAGUUGUCUGGUCACCAGCGUGACAGUUGUCUGGUCACCAGCGUGACAGUUGUCCGGCCACCAGCGUGACAGUUGUCCGGCCACCAGCGUGACAAUUGUCUGGUCACGAGCGUGACAGUUGUCUGGUCACCAGCGUGACAGUUGUCUGGUCACCAGCGUGACAGUUGUCCGGCCACCAGCGUGACAGUUGUCCGGCCACCAGCGUGACAGUUGUCCGGCCACCAGCGUGACAGUUGUCCGGCCACCAGCGUGACAGUUGUCCGGCCACCAGCGUGACAAUUGUCUGGUCACGAGUGUGACAGUUGUCUGGUCACCAGCGUGACAGUUGUCUGGUCACCAGCGUGACAGUUGUCUGGUCACCAGCGUGACAGUUGUCCAGCCACGAGCGUGACAGUUGUCUGGCCACGAGUGCGACUAGCUGUUAUCAGGAACAGGAAGCACAUUAGGCUUAACAAGGUCCCUCUAUGCCAAUGACAAGCUUCUCCAGGAUUUAACUCAGAAUAGUUGUCUAACUCCCAGAUAUAUGUACAGUACUGUAUAUACUGUACUUCGUUGACAGCUUCCUGUUAUGGUCACUUGAGAUGAUGCAAAAAAAAUGGGUGACAUGAGAGAAUAUUAUCGUCAGGUAUCUGAAAUUCAAAAGGCUGUGAGAGAAAGUAGUGACUUCUCACGCAGGGAGAUCCAUCGCCUUCAACUUGAAAAACAAAUCCUGAUGAAGACGCAUAAAAGGGAAAAAAGAUAUGCAGAACUGCAAGAUAAACUCAAGGAGCUGCACAAGGAUCUCAUACGAGAGGAGCUGGAAGCAACGCAACGCUUCCAGAGUUUGUUAGCUCAAGUUGAUGCAGUGAGAAGAGAACAUCAAUUGCUGGCUGCCCACACAGAGAGACUUAGACAAAGAAAGCGACAGUAUGAGAUGCACAUGGCAAGCACUAACCUAGAUCAUCAGUACAAAAUACAAAGUGAUCAGUACCAUACAUUUCAAAACUCGGCUGGUGCCACUAGAGUGGAUGUUCCUCAACACCCCAGCAGCACUCUCAUUGCCAACCCACCUCUCUUCCACCCUGCCAACACUCAACAGUCUCAUGCUUACCCCGUUACUUCGUCUGUUGCAUCUACCUCCAGUCAUUGGCCUCCAGGAGGUUACUUACCUCACGGGCAAAUGGGCUAUCCAGCAUAUGGACAACAGUUAGUAAAUCAAACAGGAACUCACCAUCAGGGUGUUGAUCAGCAGGGAGCAUUCAUACCCUUCAAACAUUCACAGGCUGAUGGAAAAACCAAUGUUGAUAUUUCAUCUCCAAUGAAAAGUGGAGCAACUCACUUCUUUAAUCCAUCUGCUCAAUAUGACUAUUUGAGAAAUCUAAAUGCAGAAGAAAACUGUGUUUCUGACAUCAGGGCUCCUGCAGAGUCUGGAGAAUUUAGUAAGCCUUUAAAUGAAGCAAAGAACAUGACUAAUGUAUCUUAUGACUCUAAUGGCUAUAAUCCAGCUCGUCACGUGAAAAGUAAUGCAGCUUUUCAUAAUCCCUUAUCAGCAGUGCAGUCUCCAAAAGAUUCAGUUCUUGAUACUGCAGAGACUGCCUUACCUCAACCAACAAUCAACCCAAUUUCCCUUAUGACACAGGACAUGCAACAUUUAUCCCAGCACUCUCACCCCCUCCACAAUACUGCACAAAACAAUCAGAUGGGCAAUGCCAUUACCGAAGAAUAUUUACCUAGUAGGCCAACCCCACCAUUCUCUAUAAAUUCAACAUAUGGUUCACCUACAGUUCCUACAGCCACAAUAAUCCACAGUUUACCAGAUUCAAUGGAAAUUUCUAAACAUUUAGAUCCUGAAUCAUCUUCACAAGAGACUCUCACACAUAAAAAACCUUCAGAUGAUAGAUUAUCUGACGUGUUAGGCCAUGAAACUGCAGCGAGGAAUGAUGAAAUUGUACAUCAAACUCUAUUCCAAGCUACAAAUGAAAAUGAAUGCAUUUUAAGUGAAACUAGGACUUCAGAAAGAGAAAGUGAAAGGAAAUCUUCUGCUGAUUUUUCAGAAAAAAAUAUUGAACAAGAUCAUCUAAAUAGUGAUUCUAUAGAAGGGGAAGCAUUAGGUGAGCACAAUGUUCCAGUUGCACUUAAUAAUCAACCAUUAUUGCUACAGCCCAGCUCAAGAACCAUGUAUAAUGAGUCCAAUGCAAAAGAACAAAUUGGAAAGAAUGGGAAGGAAAAUGUUGAAAUGUCUGCAAAUGGUAAAAUAAGUGAGAAUAAGAGUGAAAUAAUCUCAGCAAAUGUGAGUAAUUUUGAAGGUGAAAUUAAUGAAGCAGCAUCCACUAUAAAUACAAAAAAUGGAUUGCAGAGAAUUAGAAGUGAAUCAUUGCCUGACUCUAGGGAAAACGAAUUGCCAGUACAUGCAGCUAAUGAUAACAUUAGCACUUCACCUGUUGCAAGAGAUAAUUCGCCUGCAUUACCAAACGAGCAAACCAGCAAAGUUAACUCCAUCUCAUCUGACAACAUACCUGGCAAUAAUGACACAAUACUGAUAACCAAAGAAAAACAUGGCAAUGCUGUUUCAACAAUAUCCAUGGAGCCAAAAGAAAAAACACCACAGCCAUCUGUGGUUUGUAAAGAAGAAGAAGAAACAGGUCAUCUGAGAAGUGAUGAUGAAUUAGGAAAAACAUCUUAUCAAUCUCUAGAGAGUAAAUUAAGUACUCCAAAAUUAGACUCCCCAGAAAAAUUAUUAAAUCAAUAUUCUUCUGGAGAAAUAAUUGAUUCUGGCAUGACUUAUGAAAAUAGAUCAAAAGUUUUAAAUUCAGAGACACUAUCUCAGGAUCAAGAGGAAGAUGAUUCAGAUUUCUUUGACCGUGAUAUUCCAGUUACAGGUUCGACAGCAUACAAAAGUGUGGUGGGAGAAACGAGAGUCGGUGCACGAUCCUUAUUGAGCACAGAGAGCGACAAUGAUGAUGUUGAAGGACAGAUGUCUUCCAUCCUUUCCAAGCAGCAGAAUCAGUCAACAAGAUCGACAUUCAAGCCAUUUGCCUCCAGCAUUCCAUCUCUCCGACCUCGACCACCAGAAACGGAUACAGACAGCGUUGACAGUGUAGAGGCAGCCAUACAAGCAGCAAUGAAAAAUAAAAAUGAUCAACCAGCAACAGCCACUGCCUCAGCUCAAGCUCAGCAACGACCGUCAUCUACACCACAAGACUUGCCUUUAAAGCCAUAUACAGAAUUAUCUAAGGAAACUAUUAAACCCGGAGUUGGAAUAAAUCCCAGCAAACCUCGUACAUCAGCAGCUAUUCAGCUGAACUUGGCUUCCGAUUCAGAAUCAUGUGGUGUUAGUGCAGGAGAGGAUGGUUCUGAUGAAGAUGAUUUUGAUUUUUAUGAUAAACUUUAAUAUCUGCCA